AUGGGUGACAGGAAUGAAACCAGUGUUAUGUAUUUCAUUCUCCUGGGAUUUCCCACCUCUGCCGAACUGCAACUGCUCCUCUUCUCUGCUUUCUUUCUUGCUUAUUCAUUAACUGUAUUGGAAAAUAUCAUUAUCAUUUUCAUCAUCCGAACUAACCGUAGUCUGCAGAAACCCAUGUAUUUCUUCCUGGGAAACUUGUCUUUCUUAGAGAUCUGGUAUGUUUCUGUCAUUGAGCCAAAGAUGCUAGUAGAUUUCCUCUCUCCAGACAAACGCAUAUCAUUCCAGGGUUGCAUGACACAGCUAUAUUUCUUUGUGACUUUUGUUUGUACUGAGUACAUUCUCUUAGCUGUUAUGGCCUAUGACCGCUUCUUGGCCAUAUGCAGUCCUCUCCGGUAUCCACUCAUCAUGAACCAUCGAUUCUGUGUUCACCUGACAGCUGCCUGUUGGAUGUGUGGUUUGAUCACCUCUUUCAUCAAGCUGAGCUUUAUAGGUCAGCUCUGGUUCUGCAAUGUAGACAAAAUCAAUCACUAUUUCUGUGAUAUUUCACCUCUACUGAAUAUCUCCUGCAGUGAUUCCUCUUUGGCUGAGCUAGCGGACUUCAUCUUGGCUCUGAUGGUCAUCAUGGUGCCACUGUGUACUGUAGUCACCUCAUAUAUUUGCAUCAUGUUCACUGUGUUGAAGAUCCCUUCUUCUCAGGGGAGGCAAAAGGCAUUUUCUACCUGCAGCUCCCACUUGACUGCAGUGGUGUUGUUCUACUCUACCACCCUGUUCACUUAUGCCCAUCCGAAGGUUAUGUAUACCUACAGUGCUAACAAGUUGGUAUCAGUCUUGUACACAGUAGUAGUACCACUUCUGAAUCCACUCAUAUAUUGCCUCAGAAAUAAAGAAGUGAGAUUUGCCCUGAGGAAGACCUUUGCUUGCACAAGAAACAUCUAA
Molecule: messenger RNA, 936 nt
Organism: Dromaius novaehollandiae (emu)
Lineage: Eukaryota; Metazoa; Chordata; Aves; Casuariiformes; Dromaiidae
Product: olfactory receptor 6Y1-like
Exons: 1
Coding region: 1-936 (311 amino acids)
Biological process (GO): G protein-coupled receptor signaling pathway
Cellular component (GO): membrane
Molecular function (GO): olfactory receptor activity; G protein-coupled receptor activity; odorant binding
Source: RefSeq, a predicted model, not a curated record